Molecule: messenger RNA, 2389 nt
Organism: Molossus molossus (Pallas's mastiff bat)
Lineage: Eukaryota; Metazoa; Chordata; Mammalia; Chiroptera; Molossidae
Gene: CD300A
Product: CD300a molecule
Cellular component (GO): plasma membrane
Molecular function (GO): transmembrane signaling receptor activity
Source: RefSeq, a predicted model, not a curated record
CUCACCUUGACCUUCACGGGGAGGCCACGCCUUUCCGGGGUGGAACUGCAAAACACCAGUCUCUGCAGAACUCCACAAGCAGUUUCCAGUAAACCACCCCACGUGACGCCGUGUUCCCAUCUUGCUGUCCAGUUCAAGACCCGGGUGCUCACAAGUGUCAUUCAUCCUGACUGCGGUGCCUGAGGAACCCUCGGGGCCCCACCCCGCUGUCCGGGGACCUCCCAGGAGGAGAACCAGCCAGUCUCCCUGUCCCCUAGCGCUUGCUGAGUCCCCGCUCUGUGUCCUGCCCCGAGCUGGAUCGAGCGAGCGGGGGCCACACAGGAAGCAAGGUCACAGCCUGAGGACCUUCAGGUCGUGUUGAGGACACGUUUCCAAGACUAGAAAGCGUUCAGGGACUCUGAGGUCGUUGAGCCAACUGGGGGGUCCGGGCCUUGAGCUGGAGGCUCAUGGAAAGGUGGCCUCAUUGUGGGAGCUGCCCAGGGCUCCACCCCAGGGUCUCACCCUGACCACCGACCACCAGGAAAUGGGGUGGGGGCAGUUACUGGGCCCGACCCGAAGGAAAGCUGGCCCUGUAGUCUGGGGGUGCAAAGAGAGGGGAGACAGGCCUGUGAGCUGUGGAGGAAUGGGGGGCUCCUCACUGGAACACACGAGAGCCUUCGAGUGAGCUGGGGUUAGGUAGGAGCGAGCUCAGUUCCGGGGUGUCUCAACCAGCCCCCCAGGCUUUGCGGCCUUGGCGCCUCCAUUUCCUGACAGUUCCAGGAACAAAACCAAACAUGGGAACAAGGAACCAGCGCAGAGAGAAGCAGAAGCUGAGCCGGGCACUGGGCCCCUGGACGGGGACUGACGCCUGGGUCCCGCAGGGCCCUGUGCCGGCGACCUCUGUGCGGUGAGAUGACCCCGCCGGACCGGGCGUCCUGGCUGCCCGCAGCCCUGCUGCUGCUCUGGGUCCCAGGCGGUUUGUCUCUGAGCGGCCCUCGCCGGGUGACGGGCACCGUGGGGGGCUCCCUGAGCGUGCAGUGUCAGUAUGAGGAAGAGUUCGCAGACAUGAAGAAAUACUGGUGCGAAAGCCCAUGUCACUUGUCGCUGAUGAAGAAGAUCGUGGAGACCACAGAGACACAGAGAGCAGUGAGCAGGGGCCGUGUGUCCAUCAGGGACCACCCAGAAAACCUCACCUUCACAGUGACCUUGGAGAACCUCAGAGAGGGCGAUGCAGGCACAUACGAGUGUGGAAUUAAUGUACCAUGGAAUGAAGGACUUUUCGAUACUACCUUUUAGGUUGAGGUGUCUGUGUCCCCAGCACCGAUAUCAGUGUCACCUACAACGUCAGCUACGGCCAAGCCCCCGACCACCUCAGCCAAAAUUCCUACCAGGUCCACAGCUCCGGCUGGAGUGAAUGUCACCCACAGGGCGAACAUCCAGGAUGACCCCCCUCCGAGUCCAGGCCCCAGGCUCGACAUGCUGCUCCUCUUGUUGCUGCUCCUGCUGCUGCUCCUGGUGGGGACCUCCGUGCUGGCCUGGAGGAUGGUCCGCAGGCAGACCAAAGCUGGCGGGAACCCCGAGCCUCUCCAGAACCCCAGUCAGGCUGACCAGCAGAGGGAGCCCUGCUAUGCCAAUUUAGAGCUUCAGGCCUGGCCUCUUCAGGGAGAGACCCUGCAGCCCAGGCAGGAGGAGGUGGAAUACAGCACAGUGCAGGCUCCCAGGGACGAUCUCCACUACAGCACAGUGCUAUUCAGCGUCCAGAACCCGGAUUCUCAGGACAAGAGUCCCUCCCGGGGGCGCCCCCUGCUGGAACCAGAGUACAGUGUGAUUAAGAAGACAUAAGCCUGGGCCUCCAGCCUCCCCCUGGUGGACUCCGUGGGCCACCGCGAGCCCGGACCUGCCCCUCACCCUCUCCAGAUGCCCUCAGCCUGCCCCUCCACGGUGACCAACAGGACAGCCGGGCUCCUUGGGGCUGGUGCUCGUCCGCUGAGGACUGCGGCUGCCCCCGCCCCCGGCCGGCGGUGUCCCAUCUCCCGUCUUUUCCUCUGCCUGGUCCAGCUGGUGAGAGGGGUCGGUCCCGUGGGAGCCCAGGGACAGACGUGGCUCCCACGGUGUUACCUCCGAAUAGCUUUGUAUCACCCCGUGGAGGUGUCUGGGCUUGCUGGGGGAGGGGUGCUGGCAGGGAGCCAGGAGAUGCCCAGGCGGAGGCGGGACUCCCCUCUCCCAGGUGGGGACACUGAGGCGGGAGGAGGGGCUUGUCCUGGGCCCCAGACCCGGCGCUGGGCAGUGCCCUCGGUUCUCCUGGACUCUUAGAUUACCUUUUUUUAAAACAUUUUUUUGAAAAGUUUCUUUGUUGAUAUUUAGAGAGAGAGGAAGGGAGAGGAGAGGGAGAGAGAGAGAAAAACAUCGA